Molecule: messenger RNA, 1253 nt
Organism: Amphiprion ocellaris (clown anemonefish)
Lineage: Eukaryota; Metazoa; Chordata; Actinopteri; Pomacentridae
Product: aquaporin FA-CHIP-like
Exons: 4
Coding region: 69-854 (261 amino acids)
Biological process (GO): carbon dioxide transmembrane transport; hyperosmotic response; renal water transport
Cellular component (GO): membrane
Molecular function (GO): water channel activity; carbon dioxide transmembrane transporter activity; glycerol transmembrane transporter activity
Source: RefSeq, a predicted model, not a curated record
UUGUGAGUACACACUCCUUCCAGAGGACCAGCUCAAACCCUCAGCGGGACACCCACACAGCAGCCACCAUGAGAGAGUUCAAGAGCAAGGAUUUCUGGAGGGCCGUUCUGGCCGAACUGGUUGGCAUGACCCUGUUCAUUUUUCUCAGCAUCUCCACAGCCAUUGGGAACACAAACAACGCCAACCCAGACCAGGAGGUGAAGGUGUCGCUGGCCUUCGGACUGGCCAUCGCCACACUGGCCCAGAGUUUAGGCCACAUCAGUGGAGCCCACCUGAAUCCUGCAGUCACCCUCGGGAUGCUCGCCAGCUGUCAGAUCAGUGUGUUCAAGGCAGUCAUGUACAUUGUGGCCCAGAUGCUGGGUUCAGCCCUGGCCAGCGGCAUUGUGUAUGGAGCGCGUCCACAUACUACCGAUGCACUGGGGCUCAACGCUCUCAACGGUGUCACUCCCAGCCAAGGCGUGGGCAUAGAGCUGCUGGCAACCUUCCAGCUGGUGCUGUGUGUCAUUGCAGUCACUGAUAAAAGGAGGCGUGAUGUCACCGGCUCUGCACCGUUGGCUAUUGGCCUCUCAGUCUGCUUGGGACACUUGGCAGCUAUCAGCUACACGGGCUGCGGCAUCAAUCCUGCUCGCUCCUUUGGUCCUGCUUUGAUCCUGAACAAUUUUACAAACCACUGGGUGUACUGGGUGGGUCCCAUGUGUGGUGGCGUAGCAGCGGCUCUCAUGUACGACUUCCUGCUCUCCCCCAAAUUUGACGACUUCCCCGAGCGUAUGAAGGUCCUGGUCAGCGGCCCAGUGGGCGACUACGAUGUUAACGGAGGCAACGAUGCUACGACUGUGGAGAUGACGUCCAAGUAGUGCCUUGCAAACCCGAACACUUAAUAUCUAUGUACAUGUCUAUACUCCUGUAAAUGCUCUUGAAUUUAGUGUAGGAUGUUAGUGUUUUUGUGUUGCUGUGAAGUACCAAUGAGGAAUGUGGUCAACGGGUCAGAUAGCGUCUCUCUCUAAUUCACUCCUUUGUUUAACUCUGUACAAACUUUUUUAUCCAAACUGCCACUCAAGCAUGCAAGUUAAGAUUGAACGUCUUGAUAAAGCAGUUGAGUUUUUAUUCCCCAUAUCAGUAUUUUAUGUUGAGCCAUUUUUUGUAUACAUAUUUCUAUUUACCUGCAUCACAUAUUAUUUCAGAUGAAUAAUGUAUUGUGUGUGCACUCUUGAAAUGUCUCACUUUUUUAAGUAAAGUAAAACACUUGAUGUUAA